AACCAGUGAAUAUCAAUUUUCAUAAUGGAUGUCAUCAUCUAUAUAAGCUAAGAAGAAUAUUUCUCAAUCGUUUGAUACAAGAUUCAACAACGUAAUUUGAGGUUGCAGUCAACGAAAGUAUGUUGGUGAUUUUGAUGGGGAUGAUGUUGAGCCUCGGAAAUACUGCAGCAGUCACGAAUUUCAGUUUAUCAGUUCCUGAUGGCCCGAUUCCAGUCCAGCUGGGAUCCUCUGCCACUCUGCCCUGCCAGAUCAACCCUCCUCUUAAUGCUCUACCAUUUAAAGUGCACUGGUACAGAACUGAUGAGGCUAAAACUCCAGUUCUGUUAUACGAGAACCAGCAGAUCAAGGAGACAUCUGCGGACCCUCAGUACAGGGGGAGAGGUUCUCUUGUAGGGGACCUGGAGAAGGGAGACGUGUCUCUAAAACUGGAGAACCUCAUGCAGGCAGACAGGGGAGCAUAUGAAUGCUUUGUGAAGAGUGACCUCUGGUAUGAAAAAGCCAGUGUGUACCUGAACAUGAAAGUUGUAGGUUCAGUUCCCCUGCUUUCAUAUACUGUAGUGGACAAAGACCAGUUGAAUGUUACCUGUGUGUCGGAUGGUUGGUCUCCUCAACCAACACUCACCUGGAGAAACAGAAAAGGAAGAGAAUAUAAUGACAACAACCCAGUCUGUGAAUACACAACAGAUGCUGAUGGUCUGGUGAGAGUGAGUUCAUGGCUACUGGUCUCUCCCUCUAAGUCAGAGUGGAUCUCCUGCUUUGUGUAUCUGUCUGAUCAGGAGAUGAAGCAGGGUAGGGUGUUACCUCAGAUCGCCAGAACACAGGCAGAGACUAUCCCCUUGGCCAACACCACUAGUUUCCGGUAUACUAAAAUUAUUAAAAGUGAUGAGACAGGCAUGGUCCGUCCCGUCGGUGUGGACUGA
Messenger RNA from Sardina pilchardus (European sardine), 920 nucleotides. RefSeq names its product butyrophilin-like protein 1. The record is from RefSeq and is a predicted model, not a curated record. Gene Ontology annotation, molecular function: signaling receptor binding. Bases 120 to 920 code for a protein of 266 amino acids. Gene Ontology annotation, cellular component: external side of plasma membrane. Gene Ontology annotation, biological process: T cell receptor signaling pathway; regulation of cytokine production. NCBI's taxonomy places the organism in Eukaryota, Metazoa, Chordata, Actinopteri, Clupeiformes, Clupeidae. The transcript has 6 exons.